This is a messenger RNA of Lampris incognitus (smalleye Pacific opah), 2869 nucleotides long. Its product is annotated as CTTNBP2 N-terminal-like protein. The record is from RefSeq and is a predicted model, not a curated record. Lineage: Eukaryota; Metazoa; Chordata; Actinopteri; Lampriformes; Lampridae. The transcript is spliced from 7 exons. Bases 28 to 1848 code for a protein of 606 amino acids.
CUAAUCUCUUGACAGGACGAGAAGUUCAUGCUGGAGAUUCUAAAGACUUCAGAGGGACAUAUGAAGCAGCCCAAGCUGAACAUGGAGACUCUGAGCAAGCCAGAGCUGCUGACGCUCUUCAGCAUUUUGGAGGGCGAGCUGGAGGCACGGGAUCUGGUCAUUGAUGCCCUCAAGGCUCAACGUAAAGAACUGUACAUCCAAGAGCGCUAUGGAAGGUACAACCUCAGCGACCCCUUCCUGGCCCUUCAAAGAGACAGUGAGGCUGUUGGGGAUAAGGACUCCGGGAGAUCUUCAUCUGCCUCCAACCCUCUGGUGGUUCUUAGGCUGGUGGUGGGCCACUGCAGGAGGAUGCAAGAGAAGAUGUUGGCCCAGCUGGCUGCAGCUGAGAGCAGGCAUAGAAGGGUCAUUGCAGAUCUGGAGGAGGAGAAGAGGAGGCAUGCUGAGGACACAGCUGAGGGAGAUGACGUCACAUACAUUUUAGAGAAGGAGAGGGAGCGUUUACAGCAGCAGCUGGAAUUUGAGCGGAGCCAGGUGCGGCGUUUGGAGAAAGAACAGCGGCGGAUAACUGACCAGCUGGAAGAGGAGCGGGCUCAGCAUAAGCAACUUUCCUGUGCCCUGGCCAAAGAGUGUAAGUGGGCCAGUGCCAGGGCCCUGGAGGAGGGACACAGGCUGACAGAGCUUGGCCGCAAGCUAGAGAAGGAGAAGGAAGCGUUCCAGGCUCUGAAAACUGAGUUGGAAGAGGAAAGGAGGAAAGCACUGCAGAUGGAGGCGAGGGUGGAGGAGCAGUUGGCCGAGUUUGACACUGAGCGAGAGCAGCUCCGCUCCCGCCUGAAGAAGGAGGAGGCUCUCUGCUCCCAGCUACAACAGCAGGUAGAGGAACUGACAAGAAACCUGGAGGCCAGUAUGUCAGGAGGAAAACUGAUGGGUGUGGACAUGGCAUCAUCAGCAGCAGAAGAUGGAGGAAAAAAGGAGGAGUGGGCCAAAAAGGUGCCCCUGGCAAAAAUGAGAACAGAGACCAUAAGGGUUGAGGACAUUGAGGAGGAGGAAAAUCUCAUGGCUGACCAGCCGAAAGCUAACGGUCACUAUUACCCCUUGCAGACCGAUGGACACCAAUCUGACUCUACCCUUGAUGCAAAAGUGAGCAUGGAGAAUGGAAAUGAAGAUGUCGACGUUUUACAUCCUGUCCCUCAUUCCACCCAGGUGUCCUCCUCCUCCUCCAACAGUGCAAGCCCCUCUUCUCUCACCUCAUCCCCCGGCUCCUCCCCUUUACUCCCCAAACGCUCUGGCCCUGGAAGCUACCAGUCCUCCUAUCAGGCCGGCAUCAACCAGCGCUUCCACGCUGCACGUCAUAAGUUCCAGGGUACUGUGGAUCCGGAGCCUCCGUCCCAGACCAGUCCGCCGCCUCCUCUCAGCUCCGCCAAGGACCCCGCCUCUCUUUCAGCAAGUCCCUCUGUGGAGGCCAGCCCAGUGAAGCAGCUAGCCCGUAGCACCGUCACCCAGGUCCUGUCUCGUUUUACCACCGCCCAGCAGAGUAACGGGGCCAAACUCCCUGCACCCAACAACUCGCCCUUUGGCACAGACUACCGCAAUCUGGCAACCCCCUCAUCUCCAGUCAUCGGGAGGGCUCUUCCUCAGGGGGUUAGAUCACCUACCAUCCCCAGGGCAGAUAGGGGUAUCCCUCCACCCAUCCCUCCCAAGAAGCCCGGUCUGGCCCAGGCCCCUGGCUCCCCGGCCCCAACGCCCAGGUCUGCUGGUCAUUACCCGGACAGUUCGCUCUCGGGCAGCUGCGGCCUGACCUCCAGCCAGGAGGGAGUCAAGGAACUCGACAUGGUGGUGUCUUCCAAUUAAUUAAUUGGUUGAUCAGCUAACUACCUAGCUGCUAGUCUUAUCUAUAUGUCAUCAUUUUGAUUCCAAUAUUGCCUACUUUCUUCCUAUGCUUAUAUGAGCUGGGACUCCUUUUAGACACUGUUAUGUGAUUCUGAUUAUAUUUAUUUGAUUUCUUUAUUGAAUCAGUUUUUUUUUUAUUAAAGUAUUUUCUGUUCGGUUUGGUUGUGGAGCCUGUACUUCUGAAACGUAUGAUUGCUUGUUUUUGUUUCAUGUUGGGAAUUUUUCAGAAUGUGCCAAUAUGCUGGUCACACUGUCCUGUUAUACUGACACCGGCCAAAAAAACAAAACAAAAAACAGAGGCCUAUAGAAAACAGAUAGUGCUGGGGUUUUUGUCUGAUGGUGUCAUAUUUCCCUAACAGUAGAAAUCAGUUAAUCAACUGCACCAGUAUUAUUCUGUCUGUAUUUAAUCUUAAUUAAUACCUUUUUUUAGCAAAGAGUCCUGAGACCAAAUAGAUAAAAACAGCUAUUGGAACCAAGUUACAUUUUCAUAAUUCAGUCUGUACUCAUAAAUGUCGUUUGUAAGAAUGUAUAGUUUAUUUUUAAAGAAAAAAUUCAGCAAUAAAUGUAUAAUAGUUUGUAUAAAGAAUAUAAUCUAACUUUUGUACUUAAUUUUUACUCAUGUAUUACCAGUGGGGUUGGCUAGAUAAGUGAGACUUCAUAUUUAUCAUUUUUUUUUAGAUUUAAGGCUAGAUUACAUUGACGUUAUUGAGACAAAACAUUAAGUCGGCUGUUGUUCCUUCUGGAAAACGGUAGUUAUGAUGAAGCUCAUAUAGGCUAACAUUGAAUCACUGUGCUACGCUGCUCAGGCUGAGUUCAUCUGAUGACCUGUAUUUUUCUCACAUGAGAAAGUGUGAUUACACACUGCAGGUAGUUUCUUAUUAUGAUAAUUAUCCUAACACAACUCCCAUGGUUGUACUUUACUGUUUAGUAAAUCUAUUUCAGUAUUAUAAUUUGCCGUUUGGCGUCUGAAUCAAUAAAUUGG